CAAAUCAAGCUGAAGCUUGCUGCAGUUACAGAUGAAGAGCAGAUUCAAGAGGACACCUAAAUAACAGAGUGUAAGCGAAGACCUAAAGGCAGAUUGACAAAAGACCAACAAGAGCUUCAGACUAUGGCUACUCGUGGAACUCGGUACAGGAUGAGGGGAGCGAAGCAGAACUCGAGAAAUGACAGGAGAACAGGUGGACAGAAAGCGUCUCCCACAGAGAGCACUCGCAGUGGAGGAGACUCUGGCACAGGACUAAACGACAAACCAGGAACAAAAACAAACAGUGAUCGGUUGCUAACGCAGAAAAAAACAGGGCAUAGUCCAGCAGAGGUUGGAAAAGGUCAGAAUAAGAAUAUUAGUCAGUGCUGGUCUGCUGUUAACAACGAUCUGGAAAUGAAAAAUGGAAUGGAAAAAGACCACAAAUAUGGAAAGGGAGUAGGUGUUGCAAAUCUUAUAAAGAACAACCGGAGCAAACAAGUAGAAGAUGGAAGCAAUGAAAACCUACCCAUCUUUAAACUCAACCUCUCUGAAACAUGGAAGAACAGUAAUGGAUUCUGCAGAAGAAGCACAUUUGGGAAAGAAAAAAAUAAAGAGAACAAGACCAUUAUGAUGAUCGGAGCCACAGGUGCAGGAAAAUCCACUCUAAUUAACAGCAUGAUCAACUACAUUCUGGGAGUGCAAUGGGAAGAUGACUUCCGGUUUGUGCUAAUAGAUGAAGGGAAGCAGAAAUCUCAGGCUGAAAGUCAGACUUCAGAGAUAACAGCAUAUCAAAUCAACCACAUGGAUGGUUUCCGGGUUCCCUAUUCUCUGACUAUUGUGGACACACCAGGCUUCGGGGAUACCAGAGGAAUUUCACAUGACCAGAAAAUCACAACGCAGAUUCAGGAGUUCUUCUCUGCCCGUGGAGGGAUCGACCGCAUCGAUGCUGUGUGUUUUGUAGUACAGGCUUCACUUGCCCGUUUGACACACACACAGAAAUACGUCUUUGACUCCAUUCUUUCCAUAUUUGGGAAGGAUAUUGCUGAAAACAUCCUUGUGCUAGUCACCUUUGCAGAUGGGAAAAAACCUCCUGUUCUCGAGGCCAUAAAAGUGUCUGAGGUUCCCUGUUCUACCAAUGAGUCUGGAGAGCCACUUCACUUCAAGUUCAACAACUCUGCUCUGUUUGCCACCAAUAAUGAAUCUCCAGAGGACAAUGCGUAUAGCUGUGGAAACUUUGACCAAAUGUUCUGGAAGCUAGGAUUUUUUAGCAUGGAAAAAUUCUUCAUAUCCCUCAACAAGAUGGAAACCAAGAGCUUGUCUCUGACGCAGGAGGUCCUAAAAGAGCGUCAGCAUCUAGAAGUGUUGGUGGAAGGUCUCCAGCCUCAAAUAAACGCUGGUCUGACGAAACUGAAUGAAAUCAAGAAGACAAGAGCUGCUCUGGACCAGCACAAGACUGAAAUGGAGGCAAACAAGGAUUUUGAAUAUGAAUUAGAAGUGAUUGUCCCAAAACAGAUCGAAAACAAAUCAAGAUACUUUUUGACCAACUGCCAAAAGUGUCACUUCACAUGUCAUGAUGCAUGCAAGUAUGGAAAUGACAGUGAUAAAGAGAAGUGUUCUUCAAUGACAAAAGGAAAGUGUCAUGUCUGUCCUGGAAAGUGUGCCUGGAACGUGCACUCUAAUCAGAAAUACAAAUGGGAUUAUGUCAAAGAAAAGAGAAAGGAAACCUAUCAGGAUUUAAAAAAGCGAUUUGAGGAUGCACAUGGACAGGUCAUGUCAAAAGAAAAGAUCUUUGAAGAGCUUGAAAAGGAGCUUGAUGUUGUUCAGGAUAUUGUGGCCGGACUAAUUGAAAAAUCUCAAGAGACCUUGGAGCGUCUGCAGGACAUCGCCCUGAAGCCCAAUCCUCUGUCCACUCCUGACUACAUUGAUCUGAUGAUCGAGUCUGAGAAGCAAGAGGCCAAGUCUGGAUUUCAAGAUCGCAUUCAGUCUUUAAUGGAAGUCAGGAAGAAGGCAGAGAUCAUCAGUAAGGUUUCCACAGGAGAAGCGCUUCCUGAGGAUUUGAAAACGUACCAAACUGAAACAAGAAAAGAAUCAUCCUAUGAUUCAUGGGUCCUGUUCAGUGAAGGGAUCGGUAAAGGGUUCAGUAAAGCAAAGAAUUAUGUUAAAGAUAAAGUAAGCUCUGCAUUCAAGUAAAACUUUAAACCUUUUAUCUACAAUUACUACAGCUAUAAACAAAAACAUUUGGUUUUGUGGUAAUAAGGUAUGCAUGCAUCUUUAUUCAACUUAAAAAUUCUUUAGCUUAAAAAUAGUAUUCCUCUUCAUUUGAUGUAUAAUACAUACCUGUAUGAUUUUGCCUAACACCUUGUUACAUGAAUGUUAUGUAUCACAAAUUAGGAGCUUGUAUAAGAAUGCUGUUUUGGAAUGAUGUAGUUUUACUUUCAUUGAUCCUAGUCAUUCAUUUUGCAUGAAUUUUGCAUGAAAAAAAGCAAGCAGGUAAAGGUGACAAUCUAAGCAUUGUGCUAAUAAAUACAUUUAAAAUGCAUAUAUAUUUUACUUUUGGGUGGUCUUUUUUGUUUAACAGUCAGGACAUAUCAAAUGAUAUGAAAGGAAAUCAUAAAGAGAAAGGAAACAUGUCAUGAAUGUCUGAAGACUAGAUCUUUGUUGAGCUUGAAAAGGAGCUUAGGGUUGCCUAUAAUAUUGUGGCCGGACUAAUAAAUAAAAACUCAAAAGACCUUGGAGCGUCCUCAGGACAUCGCCCUGAAGCCAAAUCCUCUGUCCACCCCUGACUACAUUGAUCUGAUGAUCGAGUUUGAGAAACAAGAAGCCAAGCCUGGAUUUCAAGAUCGCAUUCAGUCUUUAA
Messenger RNA from Pimephales promelas (fathead minnow), 2836 nucleotides. Lineage: Eukaryota; Metazoa; Chordata; Actinopteri; Cypriniformes; Leuciscidae. The record is from RefSeq and is a predicted model, not a curated record.